AAUGCGCAUGACUAAAAUAUUGUCCAAUUUAUGUAUUCUGGAAUAAAGCUAUGUAAAUUUCUUUCCGGUCGCACAAUAAAUAUAUUGCAAUUUAUACAGUAUGACCGAAACGGAACAAUAACAAUCUUAAAAUUCAUAAAAGUAAAAUUUUAUCCAUGGAGAGUAAAAAAAAAAAUAUGAAAAAUUGCGAUACAUACAUCACGAUGUACAUCAACUUCACAACGUUAAGAAAAAAUCCGAAACUACAAAUUCAACGAAAUGUUAAAAAUAUCAAUCCUUAAAUACAUACACAUUCAACAUAUACGAAUGCAGCAGUCUUUCGUUUACUUGCAAUGUAUUCACGCCCACAUAAAAUACCGGCUGUCAGCAAAAAUUACCGACUUGGUAAUCGAAAUGAAAGUCAAUUGUAAUGUAUUACAACUCAUAGGUUUGGAGGACAUGUACCAAAUUGGGGCAAUUUAGAGAAAUGUCGGUCUAUAUGUCCGAAUACACAAGAUGUAGACAAACUCUUCCAUUUAGAUUAGCGAGGCCAUCAUAGAUAACAAUGACAACGGUUAAUUGUGUACAAUCGCCAAUUUCAUCUUCUAAGUCGUCUUUUUCUUCAUCAAAUGCAGUAAACUCGAAAAUAGCUUCAUGUUUCUCUUCAUACUGCAUCAAAAGCGAAAAUAUAUCAGCACCAAAUCCACCCACGUCGACAACCACUUAUUCUUACCCAAUACAACAAUCAUCACCUAGAAUAGGCCAGAAUACAUCCAGUAAUUUAUUCACGACUUCUACAAGAGGUGUAUCAGAGCCGAGUGGCAAUUCAUACCCUGAUUGUCCGGUAAGUGUCUCUAUGCUUACCACUGUGUAUAGCAAUUACAAAGACGAAGUAGAUCCAAUGUUUUUAACUAAUGGUGCUGAUGGUAGGGCAGAUACAAGUUUUCUUCCUAAUGAGCAUCGUGGGAAAUUAGUCAAGAGCCAGCAAACUGUUUCCUCUAAUGUCGGUAUAAAUGGCGAAGACGAAAGAACUUUAAAAUUAGCAGUUGAAUUAACAAUGCUAAACUUAAAAAAUGUUCAAACCCAACUGACAUCAGCACCAUCUCCUGCGAAUAGUAAACCGCACCAAGAAACUUUCUCGCAAGCUACUAUACAACCAACUUUUGAUCAGGCGUUAUCACCAAUUAUCAAUCCGUAUCGUAUGACAACCAAAGUUUUUUUGCAGACUCAAUCUCGUACUAUAGUUUCAAAUCCAACGUCUCUAAAUACACAAUUAUCUGACAUCAAUGAAAAUACUGUCAGUAAAAGUAGCUCAUUGGCUGAGCUCAGUCACCCAAUGCUGACAUCUGUUGUUAAUGAAGAACGGUCAAAAAAAUCACAGAACAUGACUGAAUGUGUUCCAGUGCCAAGUUCAGAACAUGUUGCAGAAAUCGUUGGUCGACAAGGUUGUAAAAUUAAGGCAUUACGAGCCAAAACAAACACAUACAUUAAAACCCCCGUUCGAAAUGAAGAACCCGUUUUUGUUGUUACCGGCCGCAAAGAGGACGUUAGCAAAGCAAAACUGGAAAUACUUUCAGCUGCAGAACAUUUCACUGUUAUACGAGCUACGCGACGAAUAAAUGACAACGUUGGCAUGCAUUCACCUGAAACUGGUGUUAAACACCAAAUAAUUGGACUAAAUAAAUCACACGGGUCCCCAAAAUCUCAAACACCCGGACAAAUCACUGUGCAGGUAAGAGUGCCAUAUAGGUUAGUAGGACUAGUCGUUGGAACCAAAGGUAACACAAUCAAACAUAUCCAGCAUGAGACUCAAACCUAUAUAGUAACACCGUCGCGAGACAAAGAACCUAUUUUUGAAGUAACUGGUCAAGCUGAUAACGUAGAAUUGGCAAGAAGGCACAUUGAAAUACAUAUAGCGACGAGGCUCGGAAGUACUAAGAAUAAUUCAGUUUCUACAUCAAUAUCACCUUCUUCGCCUUGUACUACAGUAAGACAAUCCGGAGAUGUUGACUCCACUGAAUCGUCGUUGCACUCUCUCAAUGCCCUUAAUCAUAUACUAAACGACGAUCUACAUUCAGAGAUACUGUCUUCGAUAUAUAAAAAUGGAAUCUGUUCCACUUUGGACUGCGGACAAAUUCAUGUAAAUGGUUUAAACUCCAACGAUAAGUCUAACAAUUUGCAUUCAAUUAAUGGUUUUUAUAAUGAUGACAUAGAAAGGCCAUCCCAAUACGUACUCAAUGAAGAAGUCAAUAACCAGCUUAAAUGUGUAGAUUUUGUUAACAAUCUCAUAGAUACUAAAUGCUCACAAUUUUGCCCAGAAAGAACACAGUUUACAUAAACUUACCAGAGUGUUCAUUUUAAAAAUGUGUUGUUAACAUUGGGCACAUAAUAAAUUAAUCAACCAGGCCAAAGUCUCAUAUAAUAUUGCAAAUACGAAGAACAUGACGUAGUUCAUGUGAAUCCUUCAGGUGUUAAGCAAUUUGCUGCAUAAAACCUCUAAAAAAGAAUACACAUAUAAAUGACAUCUAAGACUAUUACUCUCUCAAUAGCGCCAAACUAGUUAAACAGGUGAAUGCAAAGUACGUCUUAAGUGAAGAUAUUUUUAUUUUUACUUACACAAUAAUAACUAUGUAUAUAUAUGGAGAUUACUUGUGUCCGGAUAUUUGCAUAUUUUAUACAAAUAUUUUUAAUAUGUAUAUUUGAAUUGUAACUGAUCAAUAUAUAAUGUGUAUUAUUUAUUUUAUAUUUCAUAAUAAAAUACAAUGAAAAUAGA
Musca domestica (house fly) is the source of this 2752-nucleotide messenger RNA. RefSeq lists its product as uncharacterized. The record is from RefSeq and is a predicted model, not a curated record. Bases 545 to 2317 code for a protein of 590 amino acids. Gene Ontology annotation, molecular function: RNA binding. The transcript has a single exon. NCBI's taxonomy places the organism in Eukaryota, Metazoa, Arthropoda, Insecta, Diptera, Muscidae.